AUGGAGACAACCUUCCUCAGCGCGCCAAUCGACGUUCUGCUCGAUAGUCUUUCAGAUUCGCCUACGACGACUGUUCACGAUACAAUUGAAGCUUAUGCGUUGUUGUACAAUCGGCUUGUCUCGUUGAGACUCUACCCUAACACUGGGUUGACGAAGGAUGGAACUACCGGGGAGGGGGAUCUGGAAUCUGGGAUCGCGUAUUUGAAGAAACAUCAAGACACGCUGGUGGGAUGCAUUAAACGAGAUUUGACGCGUGUGAAGGCGUUCUUACCGCCCUCGCUCGCUCAUGUUGAAGAGAGCUAUGCAUAUACGAACCCAACGCUCACCUCAGAAGACUUGGCGGACUCGCAUACCUUCAGUUUACUGGCUCAGUAUGUCAUUCGGGUUGCGUCUUUUCUGGUGCUUUGGAGAUUGGAGGGGGAGUUGGAGGGGGAUGGGAAGGACGAAUCAGAAGGGAUGAGGACCUCUCUCUUUCGGACAAUCCUGCAGAUUGCAAGAAAACCAAACCUGUCGGUCGUCAAUGCGUUCAAGAUAUAUGCGUUGGUGUUUAAUAUGUUGGCGAGCAGGGAGAUCCCUGAGGGUAUCUUACGGCCGAGGAUUGGAGGCGUUGUGAAGGCUUUGGAGAAUGCGGUUGUGGAGGAGAGGUGUGGGGAUGUAGCGAAAGGGUACGCCUUCCAGACGAUUUAUAGAAUCCUCUCGACGUACCCAGAUACUAUACACUCGUUUAUGCAUUUGCUACCAAUCGUUCUGGCACAUUUGACAUCCCCGGAUUCGGAUAUUGCUCAAGCAGCUUUCAACGCCCUAUCCGGAUUCGCACUCGCGAAAUUCCAUCUACUCUCAAGGCAUGAGGACCCAUACGAACAACCCACCGACGACAUUCACGACAAAUUGGCCAACGAUGUACACGUAUAUCUCAAACAACAAGAUUCCCAGUCCAUCAAGAAUAGCUCUAAUGCGAGCGGAAAGGCCGGGGGAGGUGCUGGUGGACCUGAAUCCGUGCCAGAGUCGUGGCAGUCUGAGCCAGCGGCAGCGCCUAUCGCCCUCCCGGACUUGCUGGCUGCAUCUCUGAACCCACCGCCCGCACAGCCUGGAACGAGCGAACAGCAACCUCUAAGACAGCAAUCUCGAAAACUCCCCGAACGAACACAAGCGUGGACGCUAACCCUCCUCGCCUGUCUUGUCUUUUUGUCGGAUGGGACGUUGUUUGAGAAUCCGGCGAGUUUGAGGGUCGUGUUUAAGAGUUUGGAGGCUGGAGCUGGGAGGGUUGUGAGGUUGAGGAGGAAGGUUUUGCGGGAGUUGGGGCAGGUGGGGGUGAAGGGGAAGGAAGCGGAUGGAAAGGGCAAGGAAGCGGAUGGAAUGGGCGAAGAAGAGGGAGAGGAGGCGAAGGAGGGGAAGAUAAGAGAGAUGGAAAGAGAGUGGAUGGAACUUGAGAGGAUGCAUGGCGAGGUGUGGAAGAUUGCGGUUUGGUGCCUAGGGAGGAGCUGCUCCUGGCGCAGAAUUCCCGCUGGAAAAGGUGAAGCUGUGGACGGGGAGGAGAAGAAGGACGAGGAUGCGAGUACGAUGAACGAAAAGGCGAAGGAAGGAGGACCAAGAACCGAUAAAGGGAAAGCGAAGAAAAGACCUAAUGAUCCCUGGAAAGACCGGAUGGAUAGAUUCGAAAGGGCGUUCCGGAUCCUUGUGCAGGAUCUUUCGGGAGAUAGAGUAGCGACGAGUUUGGUAUCCGUGGUUAUGAAUGCUUCCCUGGACGCUCGAGGACAGGAUCGGCGUCGUUCAGAUACCAACGCAAACCCGGGACCUACGCCUCUCCAAGUCGACGAGUUUAGGAUGAAGAAUGUGGAAAGGUGUUUGAAAGUUAUGGGUGUGCUUUUCUCGUCGCCUGCUUCAAAGUCUGGUCGCCGACGCUUAGAGAAGGAAUGGAGGAAGUUGAGGGAAGGCGUGGAUGUUCUUGCGAGGGUUGCUGGUGCGAUUUCUUCACCUGUUGGGGCACUGGGUGGGCACGGUCAUGGGGUCGUGAGCGAGGAGGACGAGAGGGAUGUAUUGGAUCCGAGGAGAUUUGUUUUGGAGGGUGUGAUUGGCGAAGAAGGGGACUGUGAAGAGGAUACCGUGGAAAAGGGAGGGAACCAAGAAGAGCAACGUCAAGACAAAACCUUGCGCCGUCUAGUGAUUCCACCGCUUUCUGACUCUGAGAUUGUGGAUCAUUGGGAUGGACUCGUCGGGGUUUGGGUUGCGGCUUGUGAGAGUGUGGUAGGACUUGCUGGGUUGGAGACGGACUUGGAUAAUGCCACGGAGAGGGCCUCGGCGUUCCGCUCAGUCCUCGACGACCUCACGUCGACGUUUCAUACGCUCCUUUUGCACCGCUCGACGUUGUUGGUUUCGUCCCAGGGGAAGGUGCAGGCGAAGUUUGGGCUGGGUGGUGGAAGGCGGGGUAGAGGCGGAGGUGGAGAGAGUGGCGAGGAAGAGGAGGGUGAGGAUGACGAUGUGGGAGUUAAAGUUGCUGCUGUUGUCCGAGAGAUCUUGGUUGGCUCGACGGUGACUGUGGCAGGGGCCGGGACGAAGGAGAAACCAACCAAGGAAAUGAACCAAAUGGAACAGUGGGCGAGGUUGUUCCUGGUGAAGAAGUUGUGGAAGGUGUUUAGAAACGUGUUCUUUACUCCUGCGCCUUCUAUCUCGGUUUCGGUAUCUUCGUCUUUGGAUUUGUCGGGUGCUAGUGUCCACGGAAGGGAGGAGCUGGGUCGGGCGACCAGGAUGCGAGACAAUGACAACACAAAGACCAUGAAGACACUCGUACCCCUCGCAGAAACCUUCCUAGCCGCUCUCAUCUCUACCAAAUGGGAUCUCACUUCGUCCGAUGGGGCAGUGCGAAGCGUUUGGUUAGACCUCUGUCGAGAAUGGGCGACGAUGUGUUUAGAAUGUGGAGCGGGGAGCGGGUGUGUGCUGCUGCACGUUCUAUGUCGGGGGUCGCUUGUCGGUGUGGAGGGGGAUGGGGGUGGGGAGGUGAGGAGGGUGUUGUGGGGUGUUGUUGGAGGCUACUUGGUGCAAAGUGCGAUGCGGGUAGGGAGACGUACGGCGAGGAGGGUGGGUUGGUUUGGCUGGGUGGAGGUUGUAGAGGUUUUGUGCGUGCCUUUUGCAUCGGCCUCGGCGUCCCGUUUGUGGACUAUGAGUGAGGAAGAGCAGGAGUUGUUUGCAAGGCUGUUGGAUACUGCCGUUGAGCUGGCUAGAGGUGCGGUCUUGGAUAUCGGUGGAGGUGGUGUGGAGGUUGAAUGGGAAGUUGAGAAGGUCGUUUUGGGAGUGGUGGAGGGUGUGCUGGGUGUUGGCUGGGAGGGUGAAGGUGAUUUUGAGGGGGGUUAUGGUGUCGAUCUCAAUUCGUUCGUCCAGAGGGCUCCCGGGUGCUUGGCAACAAUAGUGGGGCGGUUGGGGAAGAUGGCGUUCAAGCCUUUCGUACGGCCUGUGGAUGAGGUGUCGACGCCGAAGAUGGGAUCAAAAUCUCUCAUGCCUCCCCCAGCAGCAAUUCCCUCUCUUACCCACUCCAGUCAAUGCCAUGGUGUCAUGAAGUUUUGCAACUGGGUCCUCUCCUCGCUGUACGCCAGUGAGGAAGAGGGGGAUAGUGCAGGGAGGAAGAAGAUCAGGUUGGGCGUGGAGGCAUUGGUUGAGCUCUUUGGUGCACUCAGGGAGAAUGUUGGCGGGCUAGGUGCUUCGAGCCCAAGGGAGGGCGGACAUAAGCAAGGUGCCGAGUGUGGAGAUGGCGGGCUUGUAUCACUCCUGCGCAUCUUUGCGCCGACUCUGACGAUGUGGCUUGAAGAUCCUAUGGGAGCUUUGAGUGCAAAGGAACACUGCGUCUUGGUUGAACAAGUGUAUACCCCGCUUUUGGAGUUCGUCUCGCAUCAUCUACGGAGGGGGGAGGGAGCAGAAGGCGAAGGUGGUAGUGAUAAGACAGACAAAAUGAAGGAGGUUCUGGACGUCCUGGAGGACGUGAUCGUUGCAACGUUUAUGAGGGAUGUUGCGGGAGGACCAGAAAUCCCUCGAGGCGACCCGUUGGAUUUCAUUGGGUCCUCUCUUGAACUUUCGAAUUCUCUCGUCUCUGGCCCUCAUCUCUCUGGCCCUGUUUCCUCAAAUCCCGCCGGCUCUCCUCCCUUCAGCCGCAGUUCUCGGUCGGGAAUCGCAAUCAAUGUUACCCCUUCGAGCCAUGUAUCCCGAUUGUUGGAGGUGGCUGUCACGCCCUCCCCCGAGCGUGGGGGACAUGAAAACUCUCGGUCCCAGUUCUUCUCUCCUCAUCAAUCCAACCCGUUCGAACCCCUUUCUGCGUCGGGACUUUCACCGCCUCCUCCGAACCAGCCCCCUCCGCCAAGCUCCAACUCGAACGGCCACCCCGUCAAUGCACCAGAACCGCCGAGUUCAGUAUCCAUCGCGCUUGCUGCCCAGGCGCUCUCUUCCUUCUGGCGUAGCGCGGGGUACCACCACCUCCCCCCUCAGGUUAAGAGGGAGAUUUGCCCGGAGAUGUUGGUGAUGUGUUUGAAAGCUUGUAGUGAUGUUUUGGAUGGGGAAGGGAGUUUGGGUGAGGGUGUGAGUAUUGGAGGUGGGUUUAGUUUGGAGUCGGUUGGGAGUAGUCAGGGCGUUGGGAGUAGUCAAGGAGUUGUGUCACCUUCGUCUUCGAGUGUUGUACCCGAUUCGCAGCCUAACCAAGGUGGAGGAGGGGCGACCUCGAUUUGGUCGCCGUUUAGGUCGUUGGAGUCUGAUUCCACGGGAGGGAAGAGUGGAGGAGAUGGGUACUCGAGGUUUGCGGAUUUGGCCGGUAUGGAGGGGUACCAUCUCGUUGGCGUUGGACGCAGCAACACAGGACAAGCGGGUCCUGGUGGAGACGAUUCUGGGGAACAGGACGUCCGUAUGGAGGAGCGCUCGACGAUACCUCAACCCCUACCGCCUAGACGGACAACACGAGGAUUAGCAGAGCUACGCGAGUAUGAAAGCACGAUUGGUGGAGGUAGCAGCUGCUUUCAUGCUGGCUCGUCGAUGCUUGUCGAUCCAAUGGGCGGGGAUGAGGAGGAUAGUGGUUGUCACGAGGGGACGGGGGAGCCGGAGGAAGCGGGUGUCGACGAGGCAGAUGCCGAGGGAUCGUUUUUGCGGGAUGUAAAGAAGAGACUUUUCGCCGAGGACUUGCUGGAGAUCGGGGAUCAGAGCAGUGGGAUGCAAUCGCCUCCUCCACCGGCACAACCGCCUGUUGAAGGUAGUCGGCCGCUGAAGAAACGACGCACGAUGUCUGAGCCUUAUGGCAGCCACGGCAGCUACAACGCCAGCAUUUCGGUAUCGGUUUCGAUGUCGAUGUCGAUGCCUACUCCGUCAUCGUCUUUCCCUCGAACCAAUCGCGGCCCUUCGGGAAAUGCUUUGACGCCUUCGGUUUCUGGUGCUGAUGUUUCCCGUCCGGCGAUGCGAAGAUCCAAGACGACUCCGCCUGCCAGGUCCUUGCUGAGGAUGGUAGAGGAAUCGGGAGUUGGGUUGAGCUCCAGAAGUGGUUUGGGACAGGGCGGCCAGGAUGUGAAUGACAGCCACAAAUAUGACGAAGGCAAAAUCGUUAAUCAAUACGACCGCGAUGACCGCGACGUUACCCGAAACGACAACGAAUAUGAUCACGAAUUAUUGGAGACGACGGGUGGUUUGGGACCUCCCGAUGGCGAGGACCAGGGGUCAGCAGCGGAUGAUGGUGAUUUCGAUUCAUGGGAGGCGAGUUUGGAGGUGGAGGGUUUGAAGGAGCUUCAUAGGGAGAUGAUGAUGGACGUGGACGGGGAGGGCGAAGACUGUGUGCUGGCCGCAGGUGGCGGGCAUCUUGAUGGUCCCGAUUCUCCCGAAAUACCUGUUCCCCGUGCUCAUUCUCGCGGAGAGCCCAGCGUUGGUGACGAUGAAGAGGACGACAUCGAAGUUGACGAGUCUAUGACCCGACCACCUCCGGGCGCUCUUGUCAAACCGAAAGGAAAAUCACUGUUGACAAAGCUUGGAAAGGACGGCUCGGAUGAGAUUGAAGAAAUCGAACACGAUUCGAUCGAGAGUCCCUUGUUCUCGUUGGAGUCUCAGCAGAGGGUUCAACGGAAAGAGAUCAUCCAUCAUCCUCAGCAGUCGCGUCGACGGGAUCGGUCGCAGACGGCUCCUGUAUUGCAGUUUAUUAACAGGUCUCCAUCGCCUAUUGCAAGAGCGGGUCCUUCUAGCUUGGGGAAGGGUCGUGUUCAUGUCCCUCGUGCUGACCCGAAGCCAUUGCGACGUUCCAGGACCUCUACCUCCUCCAUCUCUUCAUCAUCGUCAUCGAAUCGGGACGGUGCCGCUUCCAAAGCAGCAAGAUCAAGUGGGGAACUGCAACGACAUCCCUCGUCUCAGCUUCUGGCUCUAGAGACAAUUUACACCAAUCUCGUAUCGGCGAGUGAUCCGCUUGGCGUUGAAGGUGCCGCUGUGUCACAGAUUCCUGAUGAAGAAUUGGGCGAGGCGAAGAGAAUUGCGAGUAGGAUUCGAGGUGUGUUGGAGGAAAGGGUUUUGGAUAAGUUGGAGAGGAAGGCGAAGAAGGGUGGUGGGUGA
Messenger RNA from Coprinopsis cinerea okayama7#130, 6555 nucleotides. RefSeq lists its product as hypothetical. The record is from RefSeq and is a predicted model, not a curated record. NCBI's taxonomy places the organism in Eukaryota, Fungi, Basidiomycota, Agaricomycetes, Agaricales, Psathyrellaceae. The transcript has 5 exons. Bases 1 to 6555 code for a protein of 2184 amino acids.